Molecule: messenger RNA, 2935 nt
Organism: Salvia hispanica
Lineage: Eukaryota; Viridiplantae; Streptophyta; Magnoliopsida; Lamiales; Lamiaceae
Gene: ECB2
Product: Tetratricopeptide repeat (TPR)-like superfamily protein
Biological process (GO): RNA modification
Cellular component (GO): intracellular membrane-bounded organelle
Molecular function (GO): protein binding; zinc ion binding; RNA binding
Source: RefSeq, a predicted model, not a curated record
UUAAACCCUCAAUCCGUUCUUGCAAUGCCUCAGCAGCAAGAAUGGCUGUCUCAACGAAAGCCCCGCGAAUUUCUCUCAGUUCCGAACAUUCAAAUCCCCAAUUUUCCAGAUUGCCCAAUUCUACCAGUCAGAAUUUUGUUCAUGUAAUCUCUAGAAGCAAUCAAUUUUCCCUCAAGAAAAGCCAUCAUAAUUCUCUUCUCAACUCGAGUUCAUCCUUCACUGCUGACCCCAAUUCGUACUUGACUCAGCUAUGCACUCAAAACGAGCUGAAUCAGGCCGUAAAUGUUCUUGCUUCUGUGGGGAAAGAGCUCCCAACCGAUAUAGAGGAAGAAACCUUUGUGUCUUUGGUGAGGCUGUGCGAAUACAAGAGGGCGUCUAAUGAAGGUUCGUUCAUUUACUCUCUGGUGUCGAAUUCAAUUACCCACUUGAGUUUGAGAUUAGGGAAUGCGCUCUUGAGCAUGUUUGUGAGGCUGAGGAAUCUGGGUGAUGCGUGGUAUGUUUUUGGGAAAAUGGAGGAGAGGGACUUGUUUUCAUGGAACGUCUUGAUUGGUGGGUAUGCAAAGAACGGUUUUUUAGAAGAGGCGAUCGAUUUAUAUGGGAGGAUGUUAUGGCUUGGUGGUGCAGGAGUUAGGCCGGAUGUGUAUACCUUCCCUUGUGUGUUGAGAGCUUGUGGUGGUUUGGGGAAUUGGGAAUGGGGUAGGGAGAUUCAUGGCCAUGUGUUGCGUUUCGGGUUUGAGGCUGAUAUUGAUGUUGUGAACUCGUUGAUCACUAUGUAUGUCAAGUGUGGGGACUUGUGGAAUGCAAGGAUGGUGUUUGAUAAGAUGGAUAGGAGGGAUAGGAUCUCGUGGAACGCUAUGAUCGCAGGCUACUUUGAGAAUGGCGAGUGUUUGGAAGGGCUGCGCUUGUUCUUUUCCAUGAGGGAAUGCUGCUUCCAUCCAGACUUGAUGACCAUGACUAGUGUGAUUUCAGCGUGUGAGGUCUUUGGUGAUGAGAAGCUUGGGAAGGCCGUUCAUGGAUACGUUGCAAAGAUGGAGUUCGGGGAUGAUGACUCAGUAGGCAAUGCAUUGAUUCAGAUGCAUUCGAGUUUUGGAAGGUUGAGUGAGGCAGAGAAGGUUUUUGCUGGAAUUGAGUGUAAGGAUGUGGUUUCUUGGACAUCAAUGAUUACAGGCUAUAACAACAAUGGUUUUGCCAGUAAGGCUAUCGAGACUUAUAAACUGAUGGAGCUCGAAGGGGUUGCCCCCGAUGAGAUCACUAUAGCCGGUGUGUUAUCUGCUUGUGCUUCUCUUGGUAAUCUUGAUAUGGGAAUCAAGCUUCAUGAGUUGGCCAAAAAGACAGGACUUAUAGGUUAUCAUAUGGUCGCGAAUGUUCUCAUCGACUUCUAUGCCAAGUGUAAAUGCGUCGAUAAGGCUCUAGAGGUCUUCCAUCAGAUUCCUGACAAAAAUGUUGUAUCUUGGACAUCAAUCAUUCUUGGUCUCCGAAUCAAUAACAGAAGCUUUGAAGCUUUGAUUUAUUUUAGGCAAAUGAAAAUCAGUCUAGAGCCAAAUGAAGUUACCUUACUUUCUGUACUUGCAGCAUGUGCAAGGAUAGGAGCACUCAUGUGUGGGAAGGAAAUCCAUGCACACGUGCUGAGGAGUGGCUUAGCAUCUGAGGGUUUUCUUCCCAAUGCACUCCUCGACAUGUAUGUCCGUUGUGGGAGGAUGGUGCCUGCGAGAAAUCAGUUCAAGACACAAAAACAGGAUGUUGCUUCUUGGAAUAUCUUGCUAACUGGCCAUGCUGAGAGGGGUCAAGGUGCACUUGCCAUCGAGUUAUUUCAAGAAAUGAUCAAAUCAGGAGUGAGGCCGGAUGAGAUCACGUUCAUUGCUCUAUUGUGUGCCUGCAGUCGGUCUGGGAUGGUAAGGGAAGGGAUGCAAUAUUUCCACAGCAUGGAAAAUCAGUAUUCCAUCACUCCAAACAUGAAGCAUUAUGCUUGUGUCGUGGAUUUGCUGGGACGUGCAGGGAAGCUGGAGAAUGCAUACGAGUUUAUUGAAAAAAUGCCUAUGACCCCGGAUCAGGCUAUAUGGGGAGCCUUGUUGAACGCGUGUAGGAUUCACAGACGAGUUGAUCUUGGUGAGAUAGCUGCUAAACAAAUCUUUGGGAUGGAUAACAGGAGCGUGGGAUAUUACAUUCUGCUAUGUGAUUUGUAUUCUGACAGUGGUAAGUGGGACGAAGUUGCAAAGCUAAGGAAGGCAAUGAGAGAGAUGGGGCUCACUAUUGAUCCCGGUUGCAGUUGGGUAGAGGUGAAAGGGAAAGUCCACGCCUUUCUCAGUGGAGACAGAACCCACCCCGAGAUGAGAGAGAUAGAGGGUGUUUUGCAAGGAUUUUAUGAGAAGAUGAAGGCAGCAGGUCAUGGUGACCCAGAGGCAAGUUUUGCAAAUGAAGUUGAAGCUUCAAAAGCUGACGUCUUCUGUGGCCACAGUGAGAAGUUAGCCGUUGCAUACGGGCUCAUAAACACUUCCCCUGGGAUGCCUAUUUGGGUCACCAAGAAUCUCUACAUGUGUGAGAGCUGCCACAUCACGAUGAAGUUCAUCUCCAAGGCUGUUCGAAGAGAGAUUUCUGUUCGAGACACUGAAGUUUUCCACCAUUUCAAGGAUGGGAGCUGCUCUUGUGGAGAUGAGGGAUAUAGAGGAAAUUGAUGCAUGCAUUAACAACUUGCAUUACUGCUCAUUCACAUGUGGUGUGAAGGAAAAGAAAUUGAAGAUCCUAAAUUUGGUAAGUGGAUUCAAAAGCUUAGCUUGUAUAUUUUGUAUCUGUAAAACUAUGAAGAUGGAUAGAUGUUGAAUGAAGCUCGUGUGAGAGCAAUGUUCUUCUAUCUUCCUUGCUGUUCAGUAGUCAUCUCUGUAAAAUAUCUUGUAGUGCCCAGAAUCACAUGAUAUAUACUGACAGAUUUCAGUUUAUA